CUACUGGCAGCUUAUGUCCACGCCACCAGCUGUAAUUCCUUUGCCUCUGUGCGGCAUUAAAGGUAUAUAAGCACGGCAUUAAGCUGUCAUGCACUGGACCCGAACAGAGACUCAUCACGCUCUGUGACAUCACUCUGAGGCCUUUCAGUUGAGUCCAACCUCAGGCUGGAAUCAAGAUGCCGACGACAACGAGGCUGAUUUCUGAUACCAAGUCAGAUAAAGCAAAGAAGGUCAAAGCAGGAAACUCACCCCUGGAGAGACAGACUCCGGUGUACGAGCCAAACAUCCCUGAACCCAAAUGCAGAGCUGAUCUAAUCAAACACUGGAUCAACCUUUCCCUGGACGACAGGACGGCCAACAGGACACUGUGGGUCUCAGAGAGAGGGACUAAAGUGGCUCGUAUGAGCGAUGAUCUCAAUUGUCCCGUAUUGGACAGACCAGAGAGAUAUGAGUACUCUCCACAGGUCCUUUGUAAGGAAGGCAUCAAGGGCUUCCGAGGCUACUGGGAGGUGGAGUUUGUAGGGUGGGUCGUAGCCGGUGUUGCGUACGAAAAAGCAGGAAGGAGGAACAGCCACGGAUCCUGUGGUCUGGGAGAGAACGAGGAGUCCUGGGGCCUUGGCUGGUGUGGCACCAGUUAUCAUGCCUGGCACAACGGCUCCAACGAAGAGAUCAAGGACAUUCCCAAGUGUUCUAUCAUAGGCAUAUACCUCGACCAGCCUGCUGGUGUCCUCAAUUUCUAUGCUGUGGAAGAGGUGGAGGAGGGUGAGGAGGGUGCAGGAGGGAAGGAGGUUAAAAUCUUGCACCAAGUGAGGAGCUCCUUUACGGAGAGGAUGAUACCAGGUUUCUGGAUGGGGACUCACUCUGAGUGUUCCAUCGUACAGAAGCAGGAUACUGGAAAAACAUCAGAAGCGUGUGAAAGUCAGAGCUCAUGAGAUGAAGACCGUGAAUUCAAUUCAGUUCAAUUCAAUUGAACUAAAUCUGGUUCCGUCAUUAGUUUUCUACCACUUUCAUGGGCAGUGGGGGUUUUGCAGGGGGCUGGAGCCACUCCCAGCGGACAUAGUGUAACAAGCAGGGAAGGACAGGUCACUAAUCCAUCAGACAAACAACCAUUCACUCUCACAUUCUCACCUAAGGGCAAUUUAGAGAGCCUCACAGAUGCACUUCUACAUCUGUGACAUUUAGACACUCAGAGCAUCUGCCCUGAGUGUCCAUCCAAUCUAUGACUUACUUUUGGUCAUGGAACUGUUGGUGACAUUACUAAAAGUGUGAGCCAACAGUGAAUAUCCACAAAGCCUAACUGGGCUAUUUAUCCUAAACCUAACCUGAGUCCUUUUCUUGGCCCUAACCUUAACCUCUAAGAUCUAAAUGUGCCACCAGUGUGUUUACAUUGUCUCUUUCACUUGUGCGGAUUACUUGCACAAGUGAAAGAGACAAUAUAAACCCACAUUCAACAACCCUUUUACGUGACCCAAAAAAAACCUCCUGUGACCCAUCGGUGGUUCCCAAACCAGACUUUGGGAAUCACUGAUUUAGAGAUUAACAUGCAGGAGAACAUGCAGACUCCACACAGAAAGGCCCCUGCUCGAACCAGGAGCCGAACCGAGAGCGGAGCCGGUGACCUCGUCGCUGUGAACCAGCACAGAUGAGCUACCUUCUCAUUCUCAUUCUGUGCCAGAGUUACAGUAAAACAGUAGUUACAGAUGAACCUUUAUCCCCCUCUCUACAGAACAAGGUUUAUAUUAGAAUAUAUUAUAUUUUUCUAUCACUUUAUGGUUGUUGUUUGCUAAUUAUAUGGCGUGUCGUCUAGUUGAGUGAUAAUAUGUGUAUGUCAAAAUGUCACAUGUGCAAUAGUUUGAAUAAAUACAUAAACGCAUA
Solea senegalensis (Senegalese sole) is the source of this 1875-nucleotide messenger RNA. RefSeq names its product stonustoxin subunit beta-like. The transcript has 5 exons. The record is from RefSeq and is a predicted model, not a curated record. Gene Ontology annotation, molecular function: protein binding. The coding region runs from base 177 to 932 and encodes 251 amino acids. Lineage: Eukaryota; Metazoa; Chordata; Actinopteri; Pleuronectiformes; Soleidae.